CAUCUCCAAGUUCCUGCAGUUCCAGCUCACCGUCAACGUGGUGGCCGUGAUCGUGGCCUUCACUGGAGCCUGCAUCACCCAGGAUUCCCCACUGAAGGCCGUGCAGAUGUUGUGGGUGAAUCUCAUCAUGGACACCUUUGCCUCGCUGGCCCUGGCCACAGAGCCUCCUACAGACUCUCUGCUGAAGCGCCGGCCCUACGGGCGCAAUAAGCCUCUGAUCUCGCGCACCAUGAUGAAGAACAUCCUGGGUCACGCCGUCUAUCAGCUCACCGUCAUCUUUUUCCUUCUCUUUGCGGCGGAAGGAGAGCGCCUCUGCAGUCUCCGCCCAGCCAGCACUACACUAUUAUUUUCAACACCUUCGUGCUCGAUGCAGCUCUUCAACGAAAUCAACUCCCGCAAGAUCCACGGGGAGAGGAAUGUCUUCUCGGGCAUCUUCCACAAUCUCAUUUUCUGCUCAGUGGUGCUGGGCACAUUCAUCGCCAGGUGA
This is a messenger RNA of Capra hircus (goat), 487 nucleotides long. RefSeq names its product plasma membrane calcium-transporting ATPase 3-like. Gene Ontology annotation, biological process: calcium ion transmembrane transport; regulation of cytosolic calcium ion concentration. Gene Ontology annotation, cellular component: intracellular membrane-bounded organelle; membrane. Lineage: Eukaryota; Metazoa; Chordata; Mammalia; Artiodactyla; Bovidae. The record is from RefSeq and is a predicted model, not a curated record. Gene Ontology annotation, molecular function: ATP hydrolysis activity; P-type calcium transporter activity; PDZ domain binding.